AAGCUUGGUGAAUCAGAAGCCCCGCCCACCGGGACGCACCGGGAGCAGCAGUUUGCAGCUGAGCCGGUAAUCAAACGCUCCUCGUGCAGCUGCGACUCAACUUUUCUCUUUGUUCCCGUGUGCACGGGUCGGUCCCGACCCGACCCGCUCAGUUUGGUUCGGUUCUGCUCCGCCUGUAGUAGCUCUAAAAGUUUGGGAGCGGAGGGAGCAGAAAAACACGGCUAGGAGCUGAACUUUCCCGAGCGGCUGCAGAUAACCGGAGCGGCAGGGAGAAUUUGGAGGAAGGUCGUUCUGGAGAGCUGCUCGGUGAGACUUCAGUUACAUAAGAGCAAACAUAAAUCCUGAAUGAGCUCCGAGCUCUGGCUUCAGCUCCAGACCCUGCGCGUAAAUGUGCGACUGAGUUCAGUUCCCAGCUGCAAGCAGGACGCAUGGACGAACUGAUUGACGCGGUUCUGACCCGGUUUUGACUGAGUGAAAAUGAAACUUUGGAGCAAGUUGUCCUCCUGGAUGCAUGUUUGGAAUAUUUUGUUGACUUUAGAGAGGGAUCUGCCUCCCCACGCAUGAAGCCGUGCGUCCUGCAGCGGAAUGAGAUGGAUGGUCUGCGCGGCUGCUGGGAAAUGACCAGUUCAACUCUAAGCGGCAGAAUGAAGCCAACCUGCUGUAAAUAAGUGUUUGUAUUGAUCUCUGUGGAUUUAAAGUGACUGAAGAACCUUUGAGCACCGAACCCCGAGAGGUUUUUCAUGUGCUUCGGUUCUGGUUCUGGCUCACAACGCGCUCACAGCUGAACCGAAAAGACGCGGAUGUUCGCCGGGACGCAGCGCGCUCCGCCGCAGGCGCUCAUGGAGCGCUCCAGGCGGCCGCCGCUGCUGCUGCCGCCGCCGCUGCUGCUGCUCGGGCUGCUGCUGCGACUCUGCUGCGCCGUCACCGACGACCGCCUCAUCUCCGACCGCUACGCGGUCUAUUGGAACAGCUCCAACCCCAGGUUCUUCCGUGGUGACUACACAGUGGAGGUGGCGAUCAACGACUACCUGGACAUCUACUGUCCUCACUACGAGGUGGCGGAGCCGGCCGAGCGCAUGGAGCACUAUGUUCUCUACAUGGUCAACUACGACGGCUACAUGAGCUGCAACCACUACAGGAACGGCUUCAAACGCUGGGAGUGCAACCGGCCACAGAGCCCGAACGGACCGCUCAAAUUCUCCGAGAAGUUCCAGCUCUUCACGCCCUUCAGCCUGGGCUUUGAGUUCAGGCCGGGACAUGAGUACUACUACAUCUCGUCCCCACAUCCUAACCUGGCUGGGAAACCCUGCCUGAAGCUCAAAAUCUACGUCAAACCAAGCAAUGACUCCAUUUACGAAUCUCCGGAGCCCUUCCUGACCGAUGACACCACCGGCGGCAGCAGCCUUGCUCUGCCGUCCGCCAUAUUGCUCUCACUCCUCCUCAUCCUCCUCCUCGUCUCUUCGUAGCACCUCCUCCUCUUCCUCCUGCUGCCUAAACUCUGAUCCUGUACUGGACAUCAAUAAGGAGCAGCGGGAGGCAUUUGGAGCUGCGUCUCGAUUCCACGUGGAGUUUCUGCAAACAUUUCUGCUUCGUGAUGUUUCUGCUGAAAAGCAAAUGCACUGUUGCAGAUCUCCAAACUGAGACUCCACUGACUCCCAUGUUCGAAUGGUCACUGCUGACUGGAUUUUAUGCAUAUUAGAAGCUCCUAAAAAUAAAAUCUGCCUUGAAUGAGGUCAUUUUUAGAGUUGAUGCCAAAGUUGUGUAUGUCCAUUCUGAGCCCCAUUAGCUAGAGCUAAAUGUCAAAACCACGCCAUGCACUUAUUUUAAUAAACAAAAGUGGCAAGUCCUAGCAUGCUCUGACGACUUCUAUUGGCCUGUAAUUAUAUAGCUGGAUGAAGUAUAAUAAAAGUGUUUGGACACAUCCUGUUGCAGAUGAUUUAUUAAAAUACAUUUGGAAAUAAAAUUCGAGGGAUUGAGAUCUGCUACUUAAUCUUUGAAUGAUUGGUCCUUGAAACUUAAUUUUGUUGUUUUAACCUUAAGAAAAAUUAAGCCACUUUACUUCCUCAGUUGUUACUUUAUUUUCUACGUCAAAAUCCCCCCAAAAGAAUUACUUUAUUACCCAAAUAUAAAAGAUAAUUAUCUUAAAAACAAAACGUGCCUCUUUUUAAUUUACUUAUGAAAUAAUUAAGAAUAUAAUAAAUAUUUUAAAAUGUUUACUUUCUUUGCAGAUUUAGGAACUUCUUAAAAAGAUAAAAACACGUUAAGUAUUUAACGAGUGUCAAGUAUUGCCAUCUAGUGGUCAGGUUAGACAUUACAACUGCAACAAACUAGAUCCAGGUGUGGCUAACCUGCCCUGUAGGGAGAAAACUUUAUCAAGCUGCUGUAGUUAAUUCCUGAUACAUGAACGCUUUUUUAUUUGCAAUAAUGAAAGUAACAGCAGGUUUAACCUUAAAGCACUAAAAAAAAGACACAUUUAAGAAAUAUUUAUAUGAAGAGUGAAUAAUUGUUUAGAGAAAUUAUUUUUGAGCCAAUCAGGAGAAAAAAAAGAAAAUAAGACCGCAGCAAGCUGGUAAAACACUGCUGUGGUCUCUUAAAGUGGGAUACCUGAUCAAUAAGUCAUAAUUAAAUCAGGUGAUAAUCUGCCGUAUCUGACCAAUCAGUAGAAUCCCUCAUGGGACAGCUAACAGGUUGAAAAUAAAAGCACGGUUAUAAACGUUUGCUGUGGAAAUUAGUUUGACCUGUGAAACAUGGUGGUCAGUGGAGUCCAGGCAUCUUCAGCUUUCAUUGGAUCACUGGGAACAUCAUCCGGUCUGCAUGAACACCCACAAGGACAGGCUCACUCUGAAGAUCCCGGCAGCUUCAUCUCAACUCCAGAAAUGUCCAUGUUUAAAUCACUGAUGAUUGCAGUCACAAUGAGCCACCGUUUCCACCUGGAAGCAAAACAGAUCAAUGCAGACACCUUAAAAGGCAGCAUUCACAAUAUUAUUUAAAUAUUAACUUAUAGAACAUUUGCCAUAGUAGGUAAUUCCUCUCUUCCCUGAACCCAGCUGACUUUUAAUUUGGUGUUUUGUUUUAAUGGAGUCAUAAGAACAAACAUUCAGGGUUUUCUUUCAUGCAAGCUGGAAACAUUUUAAAGUUUGCUGUGAAUGAAAUAGUCAGUGCUCCUUAGAGAGAUGGUUUCUUACAGUGGAAGAAAUAUCUGAAGCAGUAAAGGAACUACCAGAUAUCCUACAUCUAGUAGAAAUUUAUCUCCAACUAGAACUGCUUCCUAACCACAGAAACCGUUUUCAGGCCUUCGGGUCUCUUGAAGCCCGAGAGAUUUUUCAGGACCUUGAGUCUUUUAAGACCCCAACAUCUUCUGAGGUUUAGGAAAUUUUGGAUAAUGAAUGCUGUUUUCAGGCUCUCGUGGCUUUUGGAACCUAGGACCUUUCUCCAACCCAAGAUAUUUCAGAACACACACACAUUUCAGAAUAUUUUGAGAUCUAGGGCCAGUUGGAUCCUAAAAUCUUUUUAGGCCCAAGGGUCAUUUGGAUCCAAAGACCUCUCUAUAGAACUCGGAUCUGUUAGAGGCUAGAAUAUUUUUCUUACAAACAGUGCUUUUUGGAAAUGGGCUCCAGAAGAGCUUAGUGUGUUUUUCAUGGGACAAAGAUCUUUUGGGGUCUAGCACCUUUUUUUAGGAUCUGGGAUCUUUUACAGAACAGAUGGUCUGUUGAAGUGUAGGACGUUUAGGCACCUGGGGUGUUUUUAAAGCCUGGGUUCUUCUUCAAAUAGUUAGAAACUUUUCAGAACCUAGGAUUCUUUAGAAGACCCAGGGCGUUUUGGAGCCUUUUUUCAUGAACUAGGUCAUUUUGAAAAUGAGCUCCAUCAGAGCAGGGUCUUUUGAAGUCUAGGACCCUUUUCAGUAGCAAGCAUCCCUUUCAGUACCUAGAAACCUUUCAGUAUUUUUUCAAGGAUCUAGGUUUUUUAGGGGUGCGUUAGAUUCUUUUAUUUUCUUAACUAAAGUGUUUGGUAACAGGUUUUCAAAUGAGCUUAAAUUGUUUUUCAGUACCUAUGGUCUUUGGGGGGCUAGGACCUUUUUUCAAGAACUGGGAGCUUUCUGUAAGAUCUAUGGUCUUUUGUAAUCAUUUCCAAUGCAGAAAUUCAGCAAAUUAUGCUUGCAGUUUCACACUAUAGAGGUGCAGUGUUCAAAUCGAAGACGAGGCGUCAACGGAAACAACAGGACCAGGCCUGAAACUGACAUUUAGCUUCUUGAAAAAUAACAAGCUGUGGGUCUUUUUAAGUUCAAACAACCCUGAUUUUAAAACUAACUUUUUACAUUUGAGUCAAAAGAUAAAGGGUCUGUGGACAUUGUGGCUCAGAUCUGUGACUGUAAUCUGUACUCCUCAUAAAUAAUCCGUGUAUAAACUGUCCAGCCCUGCAGCAGCAAACUUCCUUUCCAGUCGACGGCCUUUCCUUCCUGAAAAAUCUGCCAAAGACUUGUUAACCUUUUCUAUUGGAUGCUUCUUUGCAGUUGGGGUUGGGUUGCGCCAUUCAGCAGCUGGGGGUUAUUUAAAGGGGAGGAGCUUACUUCUUUUCUAAAUUUUGUCAUUUUGUUUUAAAUAAAAAGUAAAACCGAAUGUUCUGCGAAAAAUACAAGUGUACAAAUAUAUCAAUGGCCUUUCCCUGCCACACUGGUGCUGAAUUUUUAAAUGAAUGAGAAACAUCGACACCUUGUGGUGACGCUUUUCAUCAAAGCCCUCCCCCCCCAAACUUUCUGUUGUUUUCAUCACCUCAUAAUGUCCUUCCAUACCAGGUGAUGGAGGGAAGUGUGUCCUUGUGAGUGGAGAAGCAGGGGCAUGCUGGGAAAUGCAGUAUCUCAAACGACGGCACUGUGAUGGAGGACAGACGGGUGACGCAACAAGACUCCUGUGGAGAACAGAGGAAACAAAGUGGCGAAAAUGUUUUCCAGUCGAUAUGAAAGGAAUGAGGUUUAUUGAGUUUGUGCCAUUUUGUUUGAUUUUAAAAACCCAGGAGAUUAUUCAUAUAUGAUGUAAAGUCUGAUGUUUGUUGUUGUUUUCUUGUUUUGUUCCCACUUGAAUCACAAUGCAUUCUGGUCCCUGUAGUCCUGUGAAUUCUAGUUCUGUUGGCUGGUACUGAUUCAGUGGGUUUCUUGUUUGGCUCGUCACCAUGUUGCCAUUGAUUUCUGUGUGAAUUAAUUUAGUUUUUUGUGGCACUAAAGUAAAAGAGGAAUAGUUACAGAAAAAAACUUUUAAGUGUACUCAAGAAGGAAAUGUUUUCUACAUCAAAAUGUCUCCGUAUUCUAUUCUUUCAAAGACAAAAAACAUCAGUUUUUUUUAUAUUUUCUUAUUGGAUGCUUAUCAAGUCCUGUUGUAAAGUAAAAAAGCAUUUAUCUGACUGGCUCAAGAGCCACCGAGGGGUCAGAGGUCACAGGCCUUGUUUUGUUUGCCUGCGCUGCAUGAGCAGGAGAAAAACUAUAUUUAGUGAAUUUACUUUGAAGAUUUCAGAGAGAAAAUGUUAAAAUAUGAACCUGUGUUUGAUAAAAAUCACCGCCAAUAAAAAUAAGUUCAAAGUUCUA
Girardinichthys multiradiatus is the source of this 5575-nucleotide messenger RNA. RefSeq names its product ephrin-A2-like. Gene Ontology annotation, biological process: ephrin receptor signaling pathway; osteoclast differentiation; axon guidance. The coding region runs from base 801 to 1466 and encodes 221 amino acids. NCBI's taxonomy places the organism in Eukaryota, Metazoa, Chordata, Actinopteri, Cyprinodontiformes, Goodeidae. The record is from RefSeq and is a predicted model, not a curated record. The transcript is spliced from 4 exons. Gene Ontology annotation, molecular function: ephrin receptor binding. Gene Ontology annotation, cellular component: plasma membrane.